This is a messenger RNA of Paramecium octaurelia, 2225 nucleotides long. The record is from the annotation of a GenBank genome assembly. Lineage: Eukaryota; Ciliophora; Oligohymenophorea; Peniculida; Parameciidae.
AUGUUAACCAACUAUACCUAUUUUAGAAUGCCAACCUAUGAAAAUAGGUAACCUUACAUUCUUAGCACGAAAAACAACAAUAAUAGAUCUGUACCAUUGCCUCCAACUCCUAGGAGAGAAUAUUCGCAAAUCUCAAGCAGGUUUCAAAAAAUCAAAUUUUUGGGCAAAGGCAAAUACAGCGAUGUUUAUAUGGCAGUGUAAUAAUUAUUAAGGAAUUUUAUAGUGACAGGGCAACCAAUUGUAUUUUUGCAAUCAAAAUAAUAAAGAAGUCAAUCAUUAAUUAAUUUAAUCUCUCGAAAUUGUUAACUUAGGAGAUAAAAAUAGUAUCAUCAAUGAGUCAUCCUAACAUUAUGAAAUUUUAUGGAGUAAUUAGCGAUGACAAGGAAGUGGCUAUUAUCUUGGAAUGUUGUGAAUCUUCAUUAUACAAACUUUAUGAUAAAUUAGAUUAAAUAAACGAAGAGUAGAAAUUAUAAAUAAUUUUUGAAAUACUUUAAGCAUUUUCGUAUUUGCACGAUAAAAGUAUUCUUCAUAGAGAUGUGAAGCCUGAAAACAUCAUGAUGAUCUAGAAUCACAUAAAAGUGGGAGACUUCGGCUUGGCAAUCAGGUUGAAAACCAAAGAAAAGAUGAAAUCCAUUUGUGGAACUCCUUAAUACAUGGCACCAGAAGUAUUCAAAGGACUAGAAUACGAUAUCAAAGCUGAUUGCUACAGUUUAGGGGUGAUCAUAGAGGAAUUGAGAUGUAAAAGUAGUGAGAUCAGAAACAUGGUUCACAUUUUUAAAUAAAAUGAUUACAAUUUAAGGGGAAAUGUCAAGGAUUUCUUGUAAUUAAAAAUAUUUUCGAAAGUGAAAUAAAUUCUUUCAUAAACUAUGUUUAAAUGAUUUAAUUUAGUUAAUUUAGUUAAUAUAAUUAUUGAUGUUUGCUACAGUCGAUCCACUAACUGGAGGUUUGAUUUGGGAAGUAUAAGGUGAGAAGGAGAAAGAGCAAAAGGAGAAAACUAAGGUGAAAUAUAUAGAAAUAAAGGAUGUGAAUACAUAAUUCAAUCCUAGACCUAGUAGGUAUUCAUGAUUGUUAGUAAAAGAUUAUCAUUGGAGGAGAAAAUCAAAUUAUUAGAGCCCAUUGGAGAAGAAUUGAUUAGCAAAGAUGAAUUAAUAAAUCUAUUGAAAACAAAAACAUUUCCAAUUUGCUAUGAUGGAUUUGAACCAAGUGGAAGAAUGCACAUUGCACAAGGAUUACUUAGAGCACUAAAUGUGAAUAGAUUGGUCGAUGCAGGAUGUAUAUUCAUCUUUUGGGUUGCUGAUUGGUUUGCCUUACUUAAUAACAAGAUGGGAGGAGAUCUGAAUAAAAUAAAGAAUGUUGGUCGCUACUUCAUUGAGGUUUGGAAGGCAGCAGGGAUGAAAAUGCAUAACGUGUAUAAUAGAGAAAAUAACAUAAUAGGAAAUUCCUUUGGGCUUCAGAUGAAAUCAACAAGAGACCAAAUGAUUAUUGGUUAAGAGUGUUGGAUUUAGCUCGUAAAUUUAAUGUUUCAAGAAUUAAGAGAUGCGGAUAAAUUAUGGGUAGAAAUGACGACGAGUAAGAUGACAAGAUGGCUGUUGCUUAAUUAUUUUAUCCAUGUAUGCAAUGCAAUGACAUCUUCUUCUUGGAGGCUGACAUUUGUCAAUUGGGUAUGGAUUAAAGGUAAUAAUUCUAUUAAAUUCCUUCUUUAGAAAAGUCAACAUGUUAGCAAGAGAAUAUGCUGAUAGAUCAACAGAUGCUUAUAAACCAAUUAUUAUGUCACAUCACAUGAUGAUGGGUUUACUUGAAGGUCAAACAAAGAUGUCGAAAUCUGACUUAAAUUCAGCCAUCUUUAUGGAAGAUUCAGCAGAAGAUGUUAAGAAAAAGAUAAAGAAUGCUUAUUGUCCACCUUAAAUUACUAAGGAUAAUCCUGUGUUGGAUUACACCAAGGAAAUCAUAUUUGGAUGGAGAAAUAAACUCUAAAUUUUAAGAAAGCCUGAAAAUGGCGGAGACAAGGAAUAUACAUCCUAUGCUGAAUUGGAAGCAGAUUUUAUCUCAGGAGCUCUUCAUCCAGGUGAUUUGAAACCAGCAGUCACCUUAGUUCUCAACGAGUUAAUCUAACCAGUUAGAGAUCACUUCGCCAAGGACCCAGAAGCAAGAGCUUUGUUAUAAGAGAUUAGAUCAUAUCAAGUGACAAAAUGAAUAUUAAGUAUUAAACAUAAAGGGAAAUGUAC